Messenger RNA from Neoarius graeffei (lesser salmon catfish), 978 nucleotides. Its product is annotated as neuropeptides B/W receptor type 2. Gene Ontology annotation, molecular function: neuropeptide binding; neuropeptide receptor activity. Bases 1 to 978 code for a protein of 325 amino acids. Lineage: Eukaryota; Metazoa; Chordata; Actinopteri; Siluriformes; Ariidae. Gene Ontology annotation, cellular component: neuron projection; membrane. Gene Ontology annotation, biological process: neuropeptide signaling pathway. The transcript has a single exon. The record is from RefSeq and is a predicted model, not a curated record.
AUGGAUAAUGUGUCACUUCCGGGGAGUAUGCAGUCUCCAUGUAACUAUUCACAUCCUAACUGCAGCACAUCUCCACCUUGGAUAUUGUACCCAGAUUUCUACAUCUGGCUGCCUGUGGUUUACUCAGUCAUUUGUGCCGUAGGGCUCACUGGCAACACGGCUGUCAUCUAUGUCAUACUGAAAGCCCCAAAAAUGAAAACCGUCACCAACUUGUUCAUCCUGAACUUGGCAAUUGCUGAUGACCUUUUCACACUGGUGUUACCUAUCAACAUUGCUGAGCACCUGCUGAACUACUGGCCCUUUGGUGAGAUUCUUUGCAAAGUGAUCCUCUCGAUAGACCACUACAACAUCUUUUCCAGCAUCUACUUUCUCACAGUGAUGAGCAUCGACCGUUACCUGGUAGUGCUUUCGACGCUGCAGUCCAAGCGCAUGCCCCAUCGCACGUACAGAUUUGCAAAAAUGGUCAGUGUGUGUGUGUGGGCACUUGUUGUUCUCAUCGUGGCACCAUUUACCUUCUUUGCUGGCAUUUAUGUGAGCCCUGAUGAUGCAGAGAGCAGGAAGAGCUGUGUAUUGAGCUUCCCUAGCCCUGAGAGCUUCUGGUUCAAAGCCAGCCGGAUCUACACCCUGGUCUUCAGCUUUAUCCUUCCCGUGUCCACAAUUUGUGUCUUAUACAGUCUAAUGCUCUACAGGUUGAGGCAUACACAUCUGAUUUCCAAUGGUAAGGCACUGGAUAAAGCCAAGAAGAAGGUGACCGUUAUGGUUUUUGUGGUGCUUGCAGUGUGUCUGUUCUGUUGGACCCCAUUUCACUUGAGCACUGUGGUGGCCCUGACCACAGACCUGCCUACAACUCCACUGGUUAUUGGCAUCUCCUAUUUCAUUACCGGCUUGAGCUAUGCUAACUCCUGCCUCAAUCCUUUUCUGUAUGCCUUCCUGGAUGACAGCUUCAGGAAAGCAUUUAAGAAAAUACUGGAAUGUUGA